CCUAAUAUGGGCCGUCGCCCAGCUUGCAGAACGAACCUGGAAAACCCGUACCCUGUAGCCGCCAGGGUAUGCGACGCACUUGGCAUGGACCUUCUGCCGGGUACUGCGGAGAACAAAUUUAUAACGAACAUUAUUAGGUACAACGAAGACUACACGCACCGAGGGAGAGAUAUACUUUACUGGCUCGACGUUCCUCCGCCAAGUGGCAACAGCUCCGUGUGCUCUGCAGCCCUUUACGGCGACGACGGCAUCGCAACUGCGCUGUCUGAAGUGCAGUGCAACACGUCUCUGCAUUCGCUAUGCGUUUUCACCAACAUUGAAAGACAUUCUACAGUGGCGCCUAGCACCAGCGAAACUACCACUGAUAUUGCCAGUGACAAUACUGAUAUUGGCAGCGGUACUGUCAGUGAUGUUGCCAGCUAAAUCACUGAUCUUACCUGUACUGGUGGCAGUCACACA
Dermacentor andersoni is the source of this 459-nucleotide messenger RNA. Lineage: Eukaryota; Metazoa; Arthropoda; Arachnida; Ixodida; Ixodidae. The record is from RefSeq and is a predicted model, not a curated record.